UACAAUUCUCGACGGACACGUCAUUGUCAUGAAUCAGCUGGACAUUGUAAAUAUUUACAACUAUUUAAUUGUUCCCUGGUAAAUGAUUCUGCAUUUGCGGAAUGAAUUGGGGCUGCAAGAUUUCAUACACUAGAUCCAUUGUUAGAUGGUAUUCCUCUAUGAGAAAGCAAAUAGAUUUAACAUGUUUCCCUACACUAGAUGAAUGCGAUUUGGAGGAACAACAUAUUAGGGGUUCGGGACCGGGAGGUUCGAAAAUAAGCACCACUUGUAGUUGCGUGCUUCUCAAGCAUAUUCCUACUGGGUUAGUCGUAAAGUGUCAAGAGACUAGAUUUCUAGAGCAAAAUCGGAAGCGAGCCAGAUUGAAUUUGCUCACCAAACUAGAUAUACAUUUAAAUGGCGAGAACAGUGUACAAUCUCAAACGGCAAGGCUUCAGGCAAACAGGAAAGCUAGCAUGGAUCAGAAGAAAGAAAAAAAUUAGAGAACUUAAAAGGAUGUGGAAAGAAAGGGAAAAUAUUGACUAAUAUUCGUUCGGGUAGGCAAAUAGAAAAUCUUUAGAAUUUACAAAUGCUUCGUAAAAGAUAACCGAUUUUUUGGGUGUCAACAGCAUACAGCUGAAUUUUUCUUUUGUAUUUUUCGAUCACGAAAUAUCCCAGUGUAUUGCACUGAUGUAUGAUAGGAAUAAAGUGUAUAUGUGUAAAUAGUUUCAUGAAUGUAAAUGACAAUAAUAAACAGUUUAUAAUGGA
Molecule: messenger RNA, 744 nt
Organism: Dendroctonus ponderosae (mountain pine beetle)
Lineage: Eukaryota; Metazoa; Arthropoda; Insecta; Coleoptera; Curculionidae
Product: mitochondrial translation release factor in rescue
Exons: 3
Coding region: 102-479 (125 amino acids)
Biological process (GO): translational termination
Cellular component (GO): mitochondrion
Molecular function (GO): translation release factor activity
Source: RefSeq, a predicted model, not a curated record